Nicotiana tabacum (common tobacco) is the source of this 616-nucleotide messenger RNA. RefSeq lists its product as uncharacterized. The record is from RefSeq and is a predicted model, not a curated record. Lineage: Eukaryota; Viridiplantae; Streptophyta; Magnoliopsida; Solanales; Solanaceae.
AAAAAAUUAACCUUUUUAGGAGAACGUUUUAAUAAAUUCCCCCAAAAUCCCCAACUCGCCGCUCCUCUGCCGCCUCUGUAGCUCCCAAACGCCACUUACAAUCAGGAACAUAGGAUAUGAUGAUGGAUGCUCAAAUGCAAGAAGCAUUAUCCCCUCCUCAAGUGAAAGCCACACUCCGCCUUGGAUCAGAAACAUACUCUGUUGAGGUUUGUAAAGGGAUUCUUUCUGAGCAAUUGAUCUCUAUGAAAGAGCAAAGCAUGACUAUACUGAAGGACUACAUUACCAAGCAUAAUGUUCCAAAUGAGGUCCCUGAUGUACCAGAAGAAUUUUCUUCAGAAGAUGAUGGUGAAAUUCCUGAGCAGCCCUCUGUAAAAUCCAAGAAGCGCAAUUGAAAAAGAUGUGGAAUUAAUUGCCAGUUGCCAUAACUUGAGAUAAGCGGAACUGUUUUAAUAGUUUAUGAGAGUGAGAUGUGAAUGCUUGGGGAACUUAUGGACAAUAUUUCGUUCGAAUGGAGUGUAACAUAGGCCCUUUUUUUUGUUAGAACUUGUAAUAUUUUGAAGAAUGUAUUCUUACUUCAUAUCUGUCUUUUUAAAUGAUUGAUCAAAAGUGAUUACUA